Molecule: messenger RNA, 1049 nt
Organism: Sclerotinia trifoliorum
Lineage: Eukaryota; Fungi; Ascomycota; Leotiomycetes; Helotiales; Sclerotiniaceae
Source: the annotation of a GenBank genome assembly
GAGGGGCAAAUCCAUUGAUUGAAUAAAGCCAAAGCUUUGGACAUCAACAAACUCACGAUAAUUCACCAUCUGAAGUUCGUGAUACUUUGGCUGGCACCGACGAGGAAAGAAAUAUUCAAUCCAUCAAUUAAUAGGAAAUGCCGAGCAAUACUCCAUUACCGUCAUCUUUCGAUGGCGAUACGUAUGUACCAUUUCCACAGCAAGCUUUUAUUGUUUAUUUAUUUAUUUACCCGUACAUAGCUAAUGAGAUGGAUGGAUGAAUGAAUAGUGAUUUCUACGAAGAAAAUCGCUUGCAGAAACUAACUCGUCGUCUGAAAGAAGAACCUCUCAUCCCACUAGGUAAUUCCAUCCACCCAUCUACUCACACAUUCCCAUUCCUCUCUCAACCUUGCUUCCUUCAUCAUCCAUACAUAAACUUACCCAUCCACCAGGCUGUAUCCUCACAACCCUCGCCCUCGUCGGCGCAACCCGCUCCAUCCGCGCUGGCGACCACAACCGAACCCAACGCAUGUUCCGCGCGCGUAUAUACGCACAGGGAUUUACAUUGUUAGCCAUGGUAGCCGGAUCUAUGUAUUGGGAUUCGGAUCGUAAAAAGCGCAAGGAGUUUGAGGGGGUGUUGGCGGAGCAGAAAGCGAAAGAGAAGAAUGAGGCUUGGAUUAGAGAGUUGGAGGCGAGAGAUGAGGAGGAUAAGGAAAUGAGGAGGAUGAGGGAUGAGAGGAGGAGGAGGGCGGAGGGGAAUUCGGCUACUCCGGCUAUGGUAGCUGAUGCUGCGAGUGCGGCUGGGGAGGAGGGUGAAAAGACGAAGAAUGGGAUCGUGGAUCAGAUGAAGGGUAUGGUGUGGGGUAAGAAGUGAGGAGAGUCAAGGUGCUUGGUUGCUAAAAUUGAGUGUAUAAGGAGGAGUAUAGCAUUAAGAUCUGGUGUUUGGUGUUAAUUGGUGGUUAUGGGAGAUUGUGUAAUAUUCAAGGGAAAGAAAGGGACAUGUACAAACUCCAUUCAUUCAUCAAUAUUUUGCUAUGGGCCUGGCUAUGGGACAAUCAUGCAGCAAAGGU